AUGAUGUAUCUGCGCUUAUACCAAGUCUUUCAUCGCCGUCACCAACGAAUGUUCCGCAUGGUUUUGUUGCUGCAAGUGCAUCGCCUUCUUCGACGCGCCUGCGAGCUUCGCACGUUGAUCGAAACUCCGACCGAGCGCGGUCCUUACAACAAUGUCCCCAAGACUCAAGACAGUCUAGCUCUCCUGCUCACACAGCCAAACGACCGAUGGUUCGAGAGCAAGCUGCGCAUGUCUAAGACAUGUUUCGAGUACUUAGUGCAACUGCUUUCCUCCAACCCGGUGUUCGCGCCGCAACCCACCGGUCGACCGCAACGUCCGGUACGCGAGCAGAUCGCGGUGUUUCUGGCGUACAUGGGGGACCCCACCAGCAAACUCGGAUCAGCUGUUCACACCGGCAUAGGCGAAGGAUCCGUGUACCAGUACAUCGAUCGCGUGUCAGAUGCACUCUACCAUCAUCUCCCCCAGGUGAUACGUUGGCCUACGGGUGCGGAAGCAGCACGAGUCUCGGAGGCACUGGAAGUUGACAAGUGUAUAGGGGUGAUCGACGGGACUCUGCUUCCAUUAGCUACAGCCCCUUUUGCAAAGGAUCGAAUGACGUUCUACAAUGGGCGCAAGAAGAUGUACUGCGUAAGCAUUCGUCCUGCUCAGCGCUCCACUGCUCUCAUCCGCGUUUGAAGCGUCGCUGAUCACGUCUCGUCAAUAAUGGUGGCGCGUCCUCUUCUCAGCUGAACAUGCAGGCAACUGUCGACGACAAGAGGCGUUUCACUUCAGUUGAUGGCGGCUUUCCCGGCAUCCGACACGACAAUGAAAUGUUCCGGCAGUCACAGAUUUGGCGAAGGCGCGAUGUGUACUUCCGUGGCCGCAAGUUCUUGCUCGGCGAUAAAGGUGCGUCGGAGCCGAGUCGAUCGGCGAUCGCACGACGAAUUGGACUACUACUGAACAAGCUAGGUUCCGUGCUGUUGCGCGAUUUCGUAUCAAUAGGCUAUGCACAAUCCGCGGUCCUCAUCAGAUCGUUCAAUCAGACCGAAAUGAAUGCGAUGAGCCCACUUGAACAACGCCGCGCCAAUAGCUUCAACAAGAAGUUCGCCUCGAAGCGUAUCGUGGUCGAGCACGCUUUUGGCGAUAUCAAGGACAAGUUUCGAUGGCUUAAACUCUUGGCGGGCAUCUAUCACACGCCUAUGUGGAAGUAUGUUAGUGCUCUUAUGGUACUUCACAACCUUCUGAUAGAUUGGAACGACUCCGAGGGAGCCAUGGCAGAAUGGAUAGAGAGAGGACGUCAUGGCGAGCCUCCAUUAAUUCGACCCUCAACUCCGGAGGACGUGGAGUUUCUCCGAGCUCGAGAUCAACAACAAUUAGGUCCGAUGGCACCGCGCCCAAAUGAUGCCGCGAUUGGCAAGACGACACGCAACCGAGUCAAAUACGCGUUUCAACAGGCGGGGUAG
Molecule: messenger RNA, 1442 nt
Organism: Microbotryum saponariae
Lineage: Eukaryota; Fungi; Basidiomycota; Microbotryomycetes; Microbotryales; Microbotryaceae
Source: the annotation of a GenBank genome assembly